GUUAUCCAUUCCCGCCAAGGAGAGUCGAAGAAAUCUCAACGCCGGCCACCGCACGCAGUACAGAUGUCCCUGUACACCAUCCCUUUCCGCCCACCUUGUCCAAUCAUUGCCUGCCGCGUGUCUUCAUCCCUAGCCGUCACUCUCCCUUCACCUCCUACCGCUACCGCAACUGCAGCCGCCCUUCCCUCGCUUACAUGCGCCUUGCAAUGCCCUCACUUCGAAACGUGCUCUGGAUGCACGCACGAGUUCAAUCUACACCGUCCGAUCAUCGUGGAGGAAGCAACUGAUUUCUUCAAGAGUCUUGGAGUUUCAGAUUUUACUUUCGAUAGCUGUAGAUUGUGGGGAUGGAGAUGUCGAGCAAAGCUAGCUGUUCGUGGAUCAUCGGAGAACCCUCUGAUUGGACUCUACCACGAGGGUACUCACAACGUAGUGGAUAUUCCUCAAUGCAAAGCUCAUCACCCCAAUAUUAAUGCCGCUGUUGAGCUACUAAGACAAGGUAUUAGAGAGUUAAAUAUUGAGCCAUACGAUGAGGAUCAAGGGACAGGGGAUUUGCGAUACCUUCAGAUGGCAGUGACAACAUACAAUACAUCACUUCCAGCUGCGGAAAGAUAUAGAAAUGGCAGAGUACAGGUAUCUUUAGUUUGGAAUUCAAGAAAUGAGAAAUCUUCGAAUUCGGACAAAUUAAAUGCCUUGGCCAAUUUCUUGUGGAGAAAUGGUGGGCCAAGGAGUAAUCUCCAUUUGAUUCACUCUGUAUGGGCUAAUUUUCAAACAUCUACUAACAAUAUAAUUUUUGGGAAUAGGUGGAGACAUCUGUUAGGGGAAAGAGAUUUCUGGGAACAUGUGGGAGGAAUUGAUAUAUCCUUGGAUCCCUCCAGUUUUGGCCAAGCAAACACACGGGCUUUUGAUAACUUGCUUCGGAAAUUACACAAGUAUGUGCCUUAUGGAGCAUCUGUGGCUGAUUUGUAUGCAGGAGCUGGUGUAAUUGGAUUAUCCUUAGCUGCCAAUAAAAAAUGCAGGUCUGUCAAAUGCAUCGAGAUUAACAAAGAGUCUAAGCCAUCAUUUGAGAAGACGAUUGACCGCUUACCAAACUCUAUAGAGGGCAGCAUUAGCUGGCAUAACACUGACACUUCCAUUGAUCCUCUUUCUUGGGUUGUUGGAUCCGAUGUAAUUGUUGUUGAUCCUCCUAGGAAGGGACUGGAUGCCUCUUUGAUUGAUGCAUUACGAACCAUAUCAUCACAUAAAGUUAAACCAUCAUUCAAAAGUUCUUCUUCAAAUAUAAAAGAAGAAAAGAGACCAUGGAUUUUACGUGAAAAAGAACGUGCAAAAGAAGCUUCAGUUCAAGUUGGAAGAGAAACAGCUUUGGAAGAUCCUCAAUCUCUUCCACAAACUCUCAUUUAUAUAAGCUGCGGGUGGGAAAGCUUCAAAAAGGAUUGCAAGGCCUUGUUGACCAGUAAGUGUUGGCAUUUGGAAAAAGCCCAUGGUUUUAAUUUCUUUCCUGGCACUCAGAGCAUUGAGGUUUUGGCAGUGUUCAAAAGGAGCCUUAAGAAAAAGAAAACAAGAAAGGAAAAGAAGAAACAGUUGUGAGGAACAGAGUACCAUUGAUUUUGCAUUAAGUUUUUGAAUCUCUUUUCACCUUCUUCCUUAAGAAAAUGGUCAGAUCAUAGUCAUAGGUAAGAUGGGCAUUUCAUCAGUGUGUGGUUGUGAAAGAUGCACUAACUUUUGAGUAGCCUUCGUUGUCAAACGGUCUCAGAUUCAGCAUGUUAAGAAGACUCAGAACUCGAGUAUAUAUGUUGCAUAUGAGAGGACAGCAGAAUGUAAAUAGAAGAAAAAAAUGUGUAUCAUUCAUUACUCUGUGCUGAACCAAAUGGAAAUUUGUUCAUUAUUGACUGAAAUUUUAUGAAAAAGAAUGGGCGCAGCUGAGCAAA
This is a messenger RNA of Theobroma umbraticum, 1925 nucleotides long. Its product is annotated as S-adenosyl-L-methionine-dependent methyltransferases superfamily protein. Gene Ontology annotation, biological process: RNA processing. Gene Ontology annotation, molecular function: RNA methyltransferase activity. The record is from RefSeq and is a predicted model, not a curated record. Lineage: Eukaryota; Viridiplantae; Streptophyta; Magnoliopsida; Malvales; Malvaceae.